Coffea eugenioides is the source of this 1160-nucleotide messenger RNA. RefSeq names its product NAD(P)H-quinone oxidoreductase subunit M, chloroplastic. NCBI's taxonomy places the organism in Eukaryota, Viridiplantae, Streptophyta, Magnoliopsida, Gentianales, Rubiaceae. The transcript is spliced from 3 exons. Gene Ontology annotation, molecular function: oxidoreductase activity, acting on NAD(P)H, quinone or similar compound as acceptor. The record is from RefSeq and is a predicted model, not a curated record. The coding region runs from base 151 to 801 and encodes 216 amino acids.
CAGACACGUUUCUGAGCACAAAGCUACGGAGUGCUGCUGAGAACAAGAAAGCUUAUCCAUCCAAAUUUGCAGUAAUAAACGGACAUGAAAAAAAAGGCAUUCUUCUAGGGAAUUCAAAAGGGCUUCUUGAAAAUUUCAAACUGCUGAGAAAUGAUUCUGUCAGCUAUGGCAGCUGCUGCUACUUCUCAAAUGGCUUCAACAAACUUGUCCAUGCUGCACUUUAAAGGAUGGGGAAAGAGGGAUUUAAGAAAGAGGAAGGUUUUGACAGUUUCAGCUCAAGAAGUUGAUGUUCAAGAGGACAUGAAGGUAGAAAAGGAAGAAGAAAAGGAGAAACAGAAACAGCAGCAAACGCUAAAGCAGCCAAGACCAGUUGAACCACAAAUCAACGUGAGAAGCAAGAACAUGGUCAGAGAAUAUGGUGGGCAAUGGCUUAGCUCUGCAACAAGACAUGUUAGGAUCUAUGCAGCUUAUGUUGACCCUGAAACUAGUGAAUUUGAUCAAACACAGAUGGACAAACUCACUCUUAUUCUUGAUCCUACUGAUGAGUUCGUUUGGACUGAUGAUACUUGUAAUCAAGUUUACUCUUAUUUCCAAGAACUUGUGGAUCAUUACGAGGGUGCUGAACUAACGGAAUAUACGCUUCGUCUGAUUGGUUCAGACAUAGAGCACUUCAUACGGAAGCUACUGUAUAAAGGAGAAAUACAGUACAACAUGAAUGCAAAUGUGCUCAACUUCAGCAUGGGGAAACCACGAAUUGGCUUUAACUACAAGGAUGGACAAAUUCAAGAUGUAAACUUGUAAAUGAGACAUCCAAUUGCCAGAACAUCGAGCAGGCUUCUGGCUGCAGGACAAGACAUGCCUGAUCUGACCAAGGUUUAAGAGCUCCUUCCUGAGUCAGAUUCUGUGGCAACAGACACCAGAUGCUACAGAAGUAGAUGAAAUUGUAAGACAGAGACAACAUAUGAUGCAAAUAAAAGCAGGGCCUUUUGUAAUACUAUUGGUGCUGAUCCAAGAUGCAGAAGUCAGAUCAUCAUUUUUUUCUAGGAUCCCAUGGCAAAGAAAGGUAACUAAUUAUUUCAAUCAGAAUUAGUGGUCAUGUUUACUAAUCAGGGUAACCAUUUAUUGACAGUUCAAGCAGCCAGACAAGCAAUUCCCCUCCA